Molecule: messenger RNA, 651 nt
Organism: Aspergillus bombycis
Lineage: Eukaryota; Fungi; Ascomycota; Eurotiomycetes; Eurotiales; Aspergillaceae
Product: TFIIH/NER complex subunit SSL1
Exons: 3
Coding region: 1-651 (216 amino acids)
Biological process (GO): regulation of transcription by RNA polymerase II; nucleotide-excision repair
Cellular component (GO): transcription factor TFIIH holo complex
Source: RefSeq, a predicted model, not a curated record
AUGGCUGAUUCCGAUGAAGAGUAUAUCGGGGAAGUCUCUGAGGAUGAAGAUGAUAAUAAUAUUUUUCGAGGGUCCCGGGGUGAAGGGUCUGCAUCCCGUGUGAAGAGGAAACAGCGCGGAGGAGCUGAAUGGGAGGUCUCGAGAACCUGGGAGACAUUGGUCGAGAGUGCAGAUGGUACGAUUAGCUCGACAGUUGAAGGGCUCCUGGAAGCUGGGAAAAGAAAAAGGCUUCUGAAAGAUACAACGCCUUUACAACGUGGUAUUAUCCGUCAUCUUAUCUUGAUAGUCGACCUAUCACAAUCCAUGACAGAGAAGGACCUUCGCCCGACAAGAUAUCUUCUUACGCUACGGUACGCACAAGAGCUUGUGCGGGAGUUCUUCGAGCAGAAUCCGAUCUCACAACUUGGUGUCCUUGGAUUAAGGGACGGUCUCGCCGUCCGAAUAAGUGAUAUGAGUGGGAACCCCACGGAACAUAUUAGUGCCAUACAAACCCUGAGAGAUCAAGAUCCGAAAGGUCUUCCAAGUUUACAGAACGGCCUGGAAAUGGCUCGUGGCGCUCUAUUUCAUACACCCAGCAUGGUACUCGAGAGAUAUUCAUCAUAUUUGGCUCUCUUCUUUCAUCUGACCCUGGAGAUAUUCAUCAAACAAUAG